Ictidomys tridecemlineatus (thirteen-lined ground squirrel) is the source of this 6995-nucleotide messenger RNA. The record is from RefSeq and is a predicted model, not a curated record. Lineage: Eukaryota; Metazoa; Chordata; Mammalia; Rodentia; Sciuridae.
GCUGUCAGGAGGUCGCCAUAUUUCUGUACGGCCCUGAGGCAGCUCUGGCAGUCCGUGGAUCCGUAGAGGUGCUGACAGGGCGGGGCCGUGGCUCGGCUCAGCCGGCCUCACCCCUCCCGCUGGGGACAGGUGGCUGGAGUGCGCCCCGCCUCCGCCAGCUGCGAGUUGGGAGCGGAGGAGAGCCAGUCCCGGACGGCCGCCGCCAGCUGCGACUGGGAGUGAGUGAGGGCUAGUCCGGGACGGCCGGGGCGAGGAGUCCGGCGGCAGCAAACGAAUAUCGUGGCGGCCAAAAAAAUGCUCCUGUACCGAGGGGCCCCCGCGGGCCCUGGCGCGCCAGUCGGCGGGCUGGCCCGGCAGGGCAGUGGCCCGCAGGCCUUCGGGAUCCGCCUCAGCACGAUGAGCCCCCGCUACCUACAGAGCAACUCCAGCAGCCACACGCGACCCUUCAGUGCCAUCGCGGAGCUGCUAGAUAAUGCUGUAGAUCCAGAUGUAUCCGCCAGGACGGUCUUUAUAGAUGUUGAGGAGGUCAAGAAUAAAUCUUGUUUGACCUUUACUGAUGAUGGAUGUGGAAUGACACCUCACAAACUCCACCGAAUGCUCAGCUUUGGCUUUACAGAUAAAGUAAUAAAGAAGAGCCAGUGUCCCAUCGGGGUCUUUGGUAAUGGUUUCAAGUCAGGCUCCAUGCGGCUAGGAAAGGACGCUCUUGUCUUCACCAAGAAUGGGGGUACUCUUACUGUUGGACUCCUAUCACAGACCUAUCUGGAGUGUGUCCAGGCCCAGGCAGUUAUUGUACCAAUUGUUCCAUUCAGCCAGCAAAACAAAAAAAUGAUUAUUACUGAGGAUUCCUUGCCCAGCCUGGAAGCCAUCUUGAAUUAUUCAAUUUUCAACAGUGAAAAUGACCUGCUGUCCCAGUUUGAUGCCAUCCCAGGCAAAAAAGGCACUCGUGUUCUCAUUUGGAACAUCCGCAGAAACAAAGAUGGGAAGUCUGAGUUGGACUUUGAUACAGAUCAAUAUGAUAUCCUGGUGUCAGAUUUUGAUGCAGAAGAAAAAGAGAUUAGUGGUUCUGAGUUGCCAGAAACAGAGUAUUCUUUACGGGCAUAUUGUAGUAUUCUAUAUAUGAAGCCACGGAUGAAAAUUUUUCUGCGUCAAAAGAAGGUGACCACCCAGAUGAUUGCCAAAAGUCUGGCCAAUGUAGGAUAUGAUAUAUAUAAACCUACCUUUACAAAUAAGCAGGUGAGAAUCACUUUUGGAUUCUCCUGCAAGAAAACUAACCAGUUUGGAGUAAUGAUGUAUCAUAACAACCGGCUCAUAAAGUUCUUUGAGAAGGUGGGAUGCCAGCCAACUCAUGGAGAAGGUGUGGGAGUAAUUGGAGUCAUUGAGUGCAAUUUCCUAAAACCUGCCUAUAACAAACAAGACUUUGAGUACACCAAGGAAUACCGAUUGACAAUAAAUGCCCUUGCCCAGAAGCUUAAUGCUUAUUGGAAGGAAAAGAUAUCUCAAGAGAAUUUUGAGAUCUCCGCUACAGCCAGGAAGAUUCCUGACCAGACAUGGGUACAGUGUGAUGAAUGUCUUAAAUGGAGGAAACUUCCUGGCAAGGUGGAUCCAUGUACAUUACCUGCAAGAUGGUUUUGUUACUAUAAUUCCCAUCCAAAAUACAGGAGAUGCUCUGUUCCAGAGGAACAAGAACUCAUUGAUGAAGACUUAUAUUUGAGCAAAACUAAGAAACAAGAUCAAUCUGUUGAGAAGAAGAAGAUAUCUAUGGAAAAUGAGAACCUCCAGGCAUUCAGUAAUCCACCAAAGAUUCCUUCUGUUCAAGAUAUGGCUGGACUGAAUGACAAGACAAUCGAAUAUGAGAGAAUUGAUAGUCCUACCCUGCUUCCAUCUGUUGGAGAAGAAAGCAGAUCACCUUCUCUUCAACUUAAACCUCUGGAUUCCAGUGUCUUUCAGUUUUCCAGUAAGUACAAAUGGAUUCUAGGUGAGGAACCUGUGGAAAAACGAAGAAGGCUCCAGAAUGAGAUGCCAACAUCACCUCUGGAUUAUUCCAUGCCUGGAUCUUAUAGGAGGGUAGAGGCAGCUGUUGCCUACGCAGAAGGGGAGAACAGCCAUGAUAAAUCAAGUUCUGAGAGAAGUACACCACCAUGCCUUUUCCCAGAAUACCCAGAAGCAAACAAGAAUACAGGACAGAAUAGGGAAACAUCAGUUCUAUAUCCAGGGGCCCAAGACCAACGCCAAGGGUCCCUGCUUCCUGAAGAAUUAGAAGAUCAGAUGCCAAGAUUGGUAGCAGAAGAAUCCAAUAGAGGAGAAUCCAAUAGAGGUAGCACAAACAUAAACAAAGAAGAAGUGAACAAGGGACCUUUUGUAGCUGUUGUUGGUGUUGCAAAAGGUGUUAGAGAUUCAGGGGCCCCCAUUCAGCUAAUCCCUUUUAACAGAGAGGAGCUUGCUGAGAGAAGAAAAACUGUUGAAUCCUGGAACCCAGUGCCUUAUUCUUCUGUGGCUUCUGCUGCAGCCAUUGGGGAGAAAGGAAGAGGCUAUGAGGAGAGUGGAGGUCGUAACACACCAAAGAUGAAGAAUCAGAGAGAACUGGAAGAAUUGAAAAGAACCACAGAAAAAUUGGAACGUGUUUUGGCUGAAAGAAAUUUGUUCCAGCAAAAGGUGGAGGAGCUGGAACAGGAGAGGAAUCACUGGCAUUCUGAAUUCAAGAAAGUUCAACAUGAAUUGGUGACCUAUAGUACCCAGGAGACAGAAGGGUUAUACUGGAGCAAGAAACACAUGGGUUAUCGCCAAGCUGAAUUCCAGAUUCUGAAAGCUGAACUAGAAAGAACCAAAGAGGAAAAGCAAGAAUUACAAGAGAAAUUGAAGGAGACAGAGACACACCUGGAAGUGCUACGGAAGGCUCAGGUCUCCUACCGGACCCCAGAGGGAGAUGACCUAGAAAGGGCUUUGGCAAAGCUUACGCGACUGCGUAUCCACGUCAGCUAUCUUCUUACUUCUGUCCUCCCUCACUUGGAGCUUCGUGAGAUCGGGUAUGACUCAGAACAAGUGGAUGGGAUCCUGUACACAGUGCUGGAGGCAAAUCACAUACUGGAUUGAGCACCAGACUAUAUAUAUUCUUUUCUUUUCAGCCUGUGUACUGUAUAUACUCUUUCCUAUACUUCUCUAUUCUUCUCUUGCCUUCCCUCUCUUCUCUUUUUCCCUUCCUCCCAAACACACACACAAAAAACUUCUUUCUCUCUCUCUCUGUCUCCUUUAUGCCAUAUGUAGAGAAUCUUUGAGUAAAUCCUGGAUCUUAAUCAGUCUGCUGCUUACUCAGUUAUGGUGUAGACAGAGAAACCAAUUAAAUAGACUUUCAAGGUUCCAGAAACAGAAAAGCAAGAGUCACCAAGCUAGGUGAUCAGAAAGCUUUUUUACUUGGCCUAUUUUAUAUCCUUUCUGAAAUGGUUCAUACUUGUUUUGGUCAGUCAGUAAAUACUAGGUCCAACAUACCUGGUGUUUCUUGAUGAAUUAUGAAGUACUCAUGGUUUCAGCCUACUAAGGUUCUAACAAGACACCAAGUUACCUAAUUAUCCACAGAAUUAUAUGGUUUAUACAAGUUAGUGGUAAAAACAUAGAAAUAGGGGAAGGGAGCUCAAGAAAAGCAUCACACCAGAAAUGGGACCUAAACUAAGGUUUAAAGAAUGAGCAUGGCCAUACUGUUAACAUGUAUUGUUCUUUAGGUGGUAGGAUUAUGGUUGAUAAUUUUUUUCUUCUUCCUAUCUUCCUGCCUUUUUCAAAUUUUCUAUAAUAAACUUGAUAUUCUUACAUUUGAAAAAAUGAAUUAUUUUUUAAAGAACAAUUAGACUUGGAUUUGGGUAUCAAAUGAGAGACUGUGAAACUAUAUGUAAUAUUCCAUUUAUUAUUUAGGUUAAAUUUAGCAUUACCUCUGGAAGAACAGCAUGCAUGAACAAAGACACAGAAAAUUCAGAAUGGGAAAAUUGUUUUAGGUAGGAGUGGUAGGUUAAUGUAAAGGGAACUGAGAUUAAAUCAAGACCCAUCUACCUACCCACUUUCCCAUCUACUAUGGUAUUUGCUUUUUAAUUAGGAAUAUUAAAAAAACAAAUCUUCAACAUUCAUCAAUUUUAAAUGUAUAUCACCAACUUGAAGAUUUUCAGUUAUAGGGAGAAGUAUUUUACAGUAGGGAGAUCUAUCUGAUGUCUCUCAGAAUAUACCUAUAUAUCCUUCAGGGUAUCCUGAGUGAGGGAUAGACCUCAUAGUAUUAGAAAUAGUAAAGCUUAUACUCAUGUAAAUUGAAAUGUUUUAUUCAUUCAUUGCUUUAUUAUAUUUAUAUAGUGCAUACUCUCCAAAGAGUUCCAGGUGCUCAUCAAAAGACAUUGAACAAAGAACAUAUAAAAACAUCAAGGAAUAGGGUUGUGGCUCAGUGGUAGAGUGCUUGCCUAGCAUGCAUGAAGCCCUGGGUUUGAUCCCCAGCAUCAAAAAAUAUAUAUCAACAGUGAAAAAUAGGAAGUAUAGAAAUAUAAAAGCAAGGUAGGCUCAAGCAGUGGCAAAAAGGAUUAGCUAGACAAAAUGCUUUGGAUACUCAUUCUGUUUCUCUUCUGCAGAGUUACUUCAGAAGACUUUUACAAACAUAUUUUACCUCAUUUGAAAGGAAGCCCAUUGUAGAUAGUCCUGUGAGAUUGCAGGAGAAAGGAGGAGGCCAGAACCAGGCUUCACCAUUAGAACAUGUACUUAAAGUUAUCCCUGGCCACUGCCACAUCACCUCACCUCACCUCACCUUAGCUUGCCACAUGAUUAGUUUUUAUGUUGGAUAUUUGGAUCAUGAUAGUCAAGGUCUCAUUUUAUCUAAGUGUAAAUAUUACUGAGGGAUAGGGAGCAUAUUAAGCCAUUUUUUCAGUGAUAUUUGCUUGUCAUUUGGGGGCUGAGAGGGCAUAAGACUUUGUACAGUUAUGAAUAAUAUGAAUGGGAAUCUGGUAGAAGGAAAAGUUCAGAUUGUUGAAGGUUCAGACUUUGUGUUCAUUGGACAAGUGAGGGGCAGAGUAGGAAGGAGGACCGGCAAUUGAACUUUAAAAGGAAAAUGAUGGAAAAUUUAACUCAUCUUUACUAAUACUUGCUUUCAGUUUACUCCCUGGCCCAUUCCCUGAAAGCCCAUGGUCUUGACCCCACCACUUGUUUUUUUUUUCCUGGCAACAGUUAUCUGUGUGAGUCCAUUCACUUCAAUAAUAUGAAGUGUUAUCUGUUUACUAUGAAACCAUACCAGUAUGAGUUCUAAAUACCACCAUGGAGAAAUUAGAACUUGUUUUACAACCUUACUCUAGAGUCCGUUAUCUAGUGUGGAAGCAAAGACAUUGAAAAGGUUAGGUUAACAUGAUCAUAAUCUUACUUUCAAAUAUCUCUCACAUUUGCCUUUGAACUUUCCAUUUCCAAGUUAACAUUUAGGCCUUUAUUAUCUCAUGCCUUGAUAAUUUAAAUAGAUUCUUAAUUGGCCUACCUUGCUUCCUGUUCUCACUUAGUCCACCCUAUUCAAUAUAUUAAAUGGCUUUUAACAAUUUUAUCAUGUCAUGCCUCUGUUCAAAGAUUUGCUAGUGCUGACAGUUGCCCACUGAAUGCAAUACCAAUUCCUUAGCAUGGUGCUCAAAACCAUUUGUGACCUGGCUUCAACCACUCUCUCUAGACUUAUUUUCCAACAUUCCGGACACACAAUAUAUUCCAUCCAAACUGAACUCUUUCAGUUUCUAAACAUGCCUUAAGAUUCUCUCCUUUUCUACCUUUGCUAUUCCAUUCCCUUUUACCUAGAGUGUUCUUCCUCAUCAUCUUUAUUUUGGCUCAAAUGCCAUUUUUUUUUCUAAAAAUUUCUUUGAUUAACCAAGUUAGACAUGACAUUUCCCUUUGAGUAUUUAAGUUUUAUGUCACUUAUUAGGCUCUUACCACAAAUUUCCUUGUCUAGUCUUCAUAUUAGAUAGCUCUAGAUUCGAAUAUUAAACUGCCUAUUUGACAUUUACACUUACAUAUCUCAUAGAUACUUCAAAUAAAACAUGUUAAAAAUGAACAGUGAUAUACCCCAGGACUGUUCUUUCCUCCACAGUUUUCCUUGUCUUAGAAAAUGGCACCUCCUCCCACCCAGUUGCUUAAACUGGAAAACUGGAAGUCAUCCUUAGUUUUCUUCUUCUCUCAUCCUCUACAUCCAGUCUGUCAAGUCUGUCAAGUCUGUCAGUUCUAUUCCAAAGUAUAUAGUGACUAUUCAUUUUAUCAUAGCUAACUUAGUCCAUCUCCAAUGGAUUAUAACAGCUCAUAACAGGAGUUUUUAUGUCCACUCUUAUUCCCACAAUUGUAUUUUCACUAGAGAUGUGAUUUUUAAAAUUGCAAAUUAAAUCUUAUGACUUCUCUGUUUAAAGCCAUUAAACAACUUCUCAUUGCACUUAGAAUAAAAUCCAAACCCCUUACAACAUCCUUUAAGACCACUGUCUACUUCUUUUACUUUGUUUCAUGAAUCCUUUUAUCCUACACCACUUUUACCCUGGCUCACUGUGGUCUUUCCACUGAAGCAUGUCAAGCUCUUUCAUACCUCAGAGCUUGUACCUUUACUGUUCCAUCUCCUGAGACAUGUUUUACCCCUACUGUUCCUUCUAGAAUGCUUGUAUCUCCAUUCAUGGCAAGGCUAUCUAUUCCUUAUCCUUCGGGUCUUGAUAUGUCACUUCCUCAGACAGGUCUUUCUUUUUCUCUAUUAUUCUCUCAUUUUUUCCUGUUUUUUCCCCAAACUCAUAUCAAUCAUCGCUCGCAAUUUAUAAUUAUAUAUCUGGUCACAUACCUUGAUUCAACAAAUAUUUAUUGAGUACCUACUGUGUGCUGCAGUGGUGAACACAACACAUAUGAUCCCUGUAUGACUCCCUCAAUGAUAAGUUGCAUGGUGGGCAGGGCUAUGCCUGUUUUUGUCAACCACUGUAUUCUACUUCUUAUCUUAGUACCUGGGAUAUAGUAAUCAAUAAAUGAUUGCUAACAAAUGA